AUGGAAGAGGCCGCGUCGAGUUGGGUCUGGUGGUGGUGGGUCAUCGCCUGCAUGAUGGGAUGGGGCGGCACGGCGCUGGUGCUGAUGGCCAUCGAGGACGAUGGCGCGGGCCACGGCGGCGGUGGAGGGGAGAGGAAGGCCGGCAAGGAGCGGCGCCAUCGCCCGGCGGCUGGGGGGUCGCGCCACGAGGCCGAGGCCCUGCUCGGGUGGGGCGACGGCUCCCUCGCCAUCUUCAGUGGCGUCGCCGCCGCCCUCGCCGACAUCGCCUUCUACCAGUUGGCGCGGUUGGGCGUGAGCGUGAGCGUGGCGGGUCCGGUGUCGGGCCUGUACCUGACGCUGCCGGCCGUGCUGGGGGUGCUGCUGCUGGGCGAGCCGCUGACGUGGGCCAAGGUGGUGGGCCUCCUGCUGGCCAUGGCCGCCAUCUACCUCCUCGGCUCCGACGGCGGCGAAGACGCGGGCAGCACGGCCGGCACCUGCGCCGCUGAAGUGGGCAGUGCCGUCGUCGGCCUCCUCUCCGCCCAACCGCACGACCAGCACGGCUCAGACGACGACCAACCGGCUUCAGGCGGGGAGUUGAUGGCGGAGUUAAUGGAGCAGGGCUCGUCAGGGGGCGGGAAGAAGGGCGCGGCGGCGACUUCGACGAAGGUGAUGCUGGCGGCUGAGCAGGCCGGGGAGGCGGUGUCGCCCGUGGCCGUGAAAACGCGCAGGCGGGUGGACAAGGCGGGCGCACGCACCUCGCUCACCAACGCUCUGGCCAACAGCCAGUCUUGA
Molecule: messenger RNA, 771 nt
Organism: Acanthamoeba castellanii str. Neff
Lineage: Eukaryota; Discosea; Longamoebia; Acanthamoebidae
Exons: 4
Coding region: 1-771 (256 amino acids)
Cellular component (GO): membrane
Source: RefSeq, a predicted model, not a curated record